Molecule: messenger RNA, 2915 nt
Organism: Coffea eugenioides
Lineage: Eukaryota; Viridiplantae; Streptophyta; Magnoliopsida; Gentianales; Rubiaceae
Product: conserved oligomeric Golgi complex subunit 3
Exons: 25
Coding region: 195-2570 (791 amino acids)
Biological process (GO): intracellular protein transport; Golgi organization; intra-Golgi vesicle-mediated transport
Cellular component (GO): membrane; COG complex; cis-Golgi network
Source: RefSeq, a predicted model, not a curated record
GCUCCCUCCCUCGUCAGUCGUCCCUUUUGUGCCCCUUUUGAGUAAGCUCAACGACACGGGGGAAGCACGGCGGCAGCGCCCGUGUUGGCCGUUGCUCGACGAGUCAAAUUCUUCUUCCUCUUCUGUUCUAAAAUGCAUUCUUUUGCUUAAAUUGAAACUCACGAUACAAACAAAAUCUGCAAUAGAAGAAAAGAAUGGCGGCAACGACGACGUCGACUUCGCCGCCAUCAAAAGCCGGCGUUGCAGUUCCGAAAUCAGGCGCAGUUUCCAAAGGCUAUAACUUUGCUUCUACUUGGGAACACAAUGCUCCAUUGACAGAGCAUCAACAGGCAGCAAUUCAAGCACUUUCUCAUGCAGUUGCUGAGCGACCAUUUCCACCCAAUUUAUCCCAAGAGCAUGUCACAGGAGAGGACAAUGGUCUGUCUAUUUCAAUGGAGCAUAAUACAUUUGAAGAUUCAGGCACCAUUGAGACUGUUCUGGUCAAUACCAACCAGUUUUACAAGUGGUUUACGGGUCUUGAAGCAGCUAUGAAAUCAGAGACAGAAGAAAAAUACCAGCAUUACGUGAACACCUUAACAGAGCGGAUACAGACAUGUGAUGGCAUUCUUCAUCAGGUGGAUGAGACCCUUGAAUUAUUCAACGAUUUGCAGUUCCAGCAUCAUGCAGUCGCAACAAAGACUAAAACUCUUCAUGAUGCAUGUGAUAGACUGCUUAUGGAGAAGCAGAGAUUGAUUGAGUUUGCAGAGUCACUGCAUAGUAAGCUCAAUUACUUCGAUGAAUUGGAGAAUGUUGCUACCAGUUUUUAUUCUCCAAGCAUGAAUGUAGCAAAUGAGAACUUUCUUCCAUUGCUAAAGAGACUCGAUGAAUGCAUAUCGUAUGUUGAAAGUAAUCCACAGUAUGCAGAGUGCAAUGUUUACUUGGUCAAAUUUCGGCAACUACAGUCUCGAGCGCUGUCAAUGAUUCGUUCUCACAUUCUCUCUCUUCUUAAAAAUGCUUCUUCUCAGGUACAAGCAGCUAUUCGAAACAGUGCUGGUGGAAAAGCAGCUGUAUCUGAAGCUGUUGAGGCUUCUGUCAUCUAUGUACGCUUCAAGGCUGCCGCAAAUGAGCUUAAGCCAGUACUGGAGGAAAUCGAAACCAGAAGACCUAGGAAAGAAUACAUUCAAAUACUUGCAGAAUGCCACAAGCUAUAUUGUGAACAACGUCUUUCUUUGGUGAAAGGCAUAGUGCAGCAACGGGUCUCGGAAUUUUCUAAGAAAGAGGAAUUGCCAUCAUUGACUAGAUCAGGAUGUGCAUACCUAAUGCAGGUGUGUCAGCUUGAGCAUCAACUUUUUAGUCACUUUUUCCCGUCAUCUUCAGAGGACACUUCGAGCUUGGCUCCGUUGACUGAUCCACUAUGUACAUUCUUGUAUGAUACAUUACGGCCAAAACUUAUUCAUGAAACAAAUCUUGAUGUUCUCUGUGAACUGGUUGAUAUUCUCAAAGUCGAGGUUCUGGGAGAACAUUUAAGCAGGCGAGGUGAAUCAUUAGCAGGAUUGCGUCCAACUUUGGAUAGAAUCUUAGCAGAUGUUCAUGAACGAUUGACAUUCCGUGCUCGAACACAUAUUCGGGAUGAGAUUGCAAAUUAUCUUCCAUUAGAUGAAGAUUUGGACUAUCCCUCAAAGCUGGAGCAGUUGGCACAAGUGGAUACAGAAACUGUGUCCAGUGAUCAAAAUUCCGAUGCUUCUAGAAUUUGGUACCCUCCGUUGGAGAAAACUAUAUCAUGUCUGUCAAAGCUUUAUCAUUCUUUAGAACCAGCAGUUUUCACUGGCUUAGCUCAGGAAGCAGUGGAAUUUUGCUCUGUAUCUAUCCAAAAAGCUAGUAAACUGAUUGCUAAAAGGUCAUCCUCGAUGGAUGGACAGCUUUUCCUGAUAAAGCAUCUUCUUAUCUUAAGGGAGCAGAUUGCACCCUUUGAUAUAGAAUUUUCAGUAACGCACAAGGAACUUGAUUUCUCACAUUUGCUGGAGCAUUUGAGACGGAUUCUCAGGGGUCAGGCUUCUCUGUUUGAUUGGUCAAGAUCGACUUCCUUGGCUAGGACACUAUCUCCACGGAUAUUGGAAAGUCAAAUUGAUGCCAAGAAGGAAUUGGAGAAAAGCCUCAAAGUCACAUGCGAGGAGUUCAUUAUGUCAGUGACCAAGCUUGUUGUGGAUCCCAUGCUUUCUUUUGUUACAAAGGUGACAGCUGUUAAAGUUGCAUUGUCGUCUGGGGCACAAAUCCAAAAGAUAGAGUCGUCUAUUGCAAAACCUCUCAAGGAUCAUGCUUUUGCCACUCCUGAAAAGGUUGCUGAGCUUAUUGAGAAGGUUAAUGCUGCAGUUGAGAAAGAGUUGCCAAAAAUAAUGUCAAAGAUGAAACUGUACCUGCAGAAUCCAUCAACACGUGCAAUACUUUUCAGACCAAUAAAGACAAAUAUUGUCGAAGCACAUGUUCAAGUUCAAUCGCUCCUGAAAUCAGAAUACUCAAGUGAAGAUAUGGAGAACAUUAUUAAUAUGGUUUCCAUACCGGAACUGCAAAGACAACUUGACAACCUCCUGUAGCACGCUCCUGAAUCCUGUGGAUGUCUCCAGUUUUUGUUCGGCAAUUAUAUAUAUUUAUCAUAAAUGGAACUUAAUUUCAAUUCAUACCAGGCUAGUGAUUAUCCUUUUUUUCAUACCUUUAUUCCUUAAGAUGAUCUUUUACUUGUAUAAUAUACUUUCAGGGUUCUGGUCUGUAGUUUUGUAGUAGAGGUCUUCUCCAAUGGCUUAAAACCUUCCGUAAAUAUUACUGCAAUAGCAAAAGGGGUCGCAAAGAAGUAUUUGAAGUAUAGAGAGGUGUUUUUGACUUGCUGUUUUUAUGUACUUCUGACUUUACCAGUGAACUGAGCUUAGUGCACUUUUUUUUUC